CGCGCGGCGGCGGAAAUGGAUUCGGAGGACGACACGCGCGACUCUGCCGACGAGGACUUCUACAGCGGCGGCGAGGCGGGCCUCGCCCUCAGCGACGACGGGGACGCGGACUACGACUUCGCCGAUCACGACUCGGACGACUCCGACGACCUCAUCUCGCACAGGCAGCAGCAAAACUACAGUGUGCUGAGUGAAGAUGACAUAAAGCAACAUCAAGCAGAUGACAUGAAUCGGGUUUCAACUGUUCUUUCAAUCUCAAAAGCAGAAGCAUGUGCCCUUCUUCGCAGUUAUAACUGGAGCGUUAGUAAGGUACAUGAUGAGUGGUUUGUUGAUGAAGCACGAGUCCGUACUGCUGUUGGUUUACCGGAGAAGCAAAUUGAAAUGCCAAAUGAAAGAGAACUUUCAUGUGGGAUUUGUUUCGAAAGCUGUCCACGUGAGUCAAUGAGUGCUGCUUCAUGUGGGCAUCCUUUCUGUGGUGUAUGUUGGAGAGGCUAUAUUAGCACAGCUAUAAAUGAUGGCCCAGGAUGUUUGAUGUUGAGAUGUCCCGAUCCAUCCUGUGCUGCUGCUGUUGGACAAGAUAUGGUUAAUUUGUUAGCUAGUGACGAGGAUAAGGGAAAGUAUGAACGCUAUCUUUGCAGAUCUUACAUUGAAGAUAAUAGAAAAACAAAAUGGUGUCCUGCUCCUGGCUGUGAGUAUGCUGUCGAAUUUAUCGUGGGUGGUGGCAGCUAUGAUGUUUCUUGUGGCUGUUCUUACGGGUUCUGUUGGAAUUGUACCGAGGAAGCUCAUCGCCCUGUGGACUGUUCCACAGUUUCAAAAUGGGUUCUCAAGAACAGUGCAGAGUCCGAAAAUAUGAAUUGGAUAUUAGCUAAUUCGAAGCCUUGUCCAAAGUGUAAGCGCCCUAUUGAAAAAAACCAGGGUUGCAUGCACAUUACCUGCACACCGCCAUGUAAAUUUGAAUUUUGCUGGCUUUGUCUUGGUCCAUGGUCUGAUCAUGGGGAGAGGACAGGUGGCUUUUAUGCUUGUAAUCGCUAUGAGGCAGCACGGCAAGAGGGAGCGUUUGACGAUUCUGAAAGGAGAAGAGAAAUGGCAAAGAACUCCCUCGAGAGAUAUACACAUUACUAUGAACGAUGGGCAGCCAAUCAGUCCUCGAGGCAAAAGGCGCUUGGGGAUCUGCAGAGUCUGCAGAAUGACAAGCUUGAGAAACUAAGUGACAUACAAAGCCAACCGGAGUCACAACUUAAAUUCAUAAUAGAAGCAUGGUUACAGAUUGUUGAGUGUAGGCGGGUAUUGAAGUGGACCUACGCAUAUGGUUAUUACCUUCCAGACAAUGAGCAUGCCAAAAGACAGUUCUUUGAAUACCUGCAAGGCGAAGCAGAAUCAGGUUUGGAACGCCUUCAUCAAUGUGCGGAGAAAGAACUUCAGAUCUACCUUGAUGCAGACUGCCCAUCAAAAGAUUUCAACGACUUCCGUACAAAAUUGGCUGGAUUGACCAGUGUAACUCGCAAUUAUUUCGAGAACCUGGUCCGUGCAUUGGAGUCUGGAUUAAAUGACGUUGGACCUCACAGUGGCCAUGCUGCAUCUAGCAAGGCCGUAAGUUCGAAGAGCCUUGGCAGUAAGAGCAAGAGUGGCAAGAACAAGGCACCUGUCUCCAAGUCAGGCAGCUCAACCCGUGGCAUGGAUGAUGGUAAUAUCUGGGCAUGUGAACAGUGCACAUUUGCAAACCCUAGGUCUGCUAGGACCUGCCAGGUUUGCGAAUAUCAGCAGCACCGGUAGCUCUUGACAAGCCUUGAACAUUUGGAUUCAAUUGGACUUGAACCCCCUGUUUCCCUGUAUGCCUGAGGCGUGUGACAUAUGAAGUUACCUGCCUCUGGGGCAUGGGACAACGAUAGGGUGGAAAUAGAAGAUUGCCGCAAUGCAAGCGGCAGCAAAGGAAGAAGUAGAUUUUUCGUGUUCCUGGUUGUUAACUGACGGUGCCCAAGUGGCACAGGCUCACUCCAGUAGCAUGGUUCGUGUGUACAUAUAACUAUGACCCAGUCCGUCUUGUUUAAGAUGUGUGUUGCUGGUUGUUUGCCGGCGAUGUAUUGACCUGUUGUAGUGUUGUAUAACUGUUGUAAAAAUUGUAAUAAUAGUGUAUUGACCAUAUUGAGGACAAUUAGACAA
Messenger RNA from Lolium rigidum, 2160 nucleotides. RefSeq names its product probable E3 ubiquitin-protein ligase ARI8. Gene Ontology annotation, biological process: positive regulation of proteasomal ubiquitin-dependent protein catabolic process; protein polyubiquitination; ubiquitin-dependent protein catabolic process. Gene Ontology annotation, molecular function: ubiquitin protein ligase activity; zinc ion binding; ubiquitin conjugating enzyme binding. The transcript has 15 exons. NCBI's taxonomy places the organism in Eukaryota, Viridiplantae, Streptophyta, Magnoliopsida, Poales, Poaceae. Gene Ontology annotation, cellular component: ubiquitin ligase complex; cytoplasm. The coding region runs from base 16 to 1773 and encodes 585 amino acids. The record is from RefSeq and is a predicted model, not a curated record.